Molecule: messenger RNA, 1209 nt
Organism: Erigeron canadensis
Lineage: Eukaryota; Viridiplantae; Streptophyta; Magnoliopsida; Asterales; Asteraceae
Product: phospholipase A1-IIgamma
Exons: 2
Coding region: 1-1209 (402 amino acids)
Biological process (GO): lipid metabolic process
Molecular function (GO): glycerophospholipid phospholipase A1 activity
Source: RefSeq, a predicted model, not a curated record
AUGAGUAGCAUAUCCCAAAAAUGGAAGAAACUAAGUGGAGUAGAAGACAAGUGGUCAUCCUUGUUAGACCCUUUAGACAUUGAUCUCCGUCGAUACAUCAUUCACUACGGUGAGAUGGCACAAGCAACACGAGACGCUUUCAACACCGAGAAGGCAUCAAAGUACGCUGGAAGCAGCCGAUACAGUAAGAGUGAUCUCCUAUCCAAAGUAGAAAUCGAGCAAGGAAACCCUUUUAAAUAUGAAGUAACAAAAUACUUCUAUGGAACAUCAUCAAUACCACUUCCAUCGGUUCUUGUGAAGUCGUUGUCUAGGGAGGCUUGGAGCAAGGAAUCGAACUGGAUAGGGUACGUGGCUGUGGCUACUGAAGAAGGAAAAGUGGCUUUAGGACGGAGAGAUAUUGUGAUUGCUUGGCGAGGGACAGUUGAAACCACAGAAUGGAUUAAUGAUCUCAAAUUUGGUUUGGUUUCUGCUCCUGAAAUAUUUAGAGGGAAUGAUGAUGUAAAAAUUCAACAUGGUUGGCAUUCAAUCUAUACUAGUGGUGAUCCUAGAUCACCUUUCAACAAAUUAAGUGCUAGAGACCAAGUUAUAGAAGAGGUGAGGCGAUUAGUUGAAUUAUACAAGAACGAAGAAACAAGUAUCACAGUGGUGGGGCACAGUAUGGGAGCGGCGCUUGCGACACUCAAUGCAGUUGAUAUAGUCGCAAAUGGAUUCAACAAGCCAAUGAGUGAACCUAGCAAGACCUUUCCUGUUACUGCUUUUGUUUUUGCUAGCCCUCGUGUGGGAGACUCUGACUUUGGAAAGCUUUACUCUUCACACAAAGAUAUUCACGUCCUACGCGUUCAAAAUGAACAUGAUUUGGUUCCACACUACCCGGUCAUGAUAGGGUACUCACACAUUGGACAAGAGUUGCCGAUAGAUACAAGCAAGUCCCCCUAUUUAAGGAGUCCAGGGGAUGUUCAAAGAUGGCAUGAUAUGGAGACUUAUUUACAUGGAGUCGCGGGUACACAAGGUAGCAAAGGAGGGUUUCAUUUAGAAGUUAAUCGAGAUAUUGCUUUAGUGAACAAGUAUACGGAUGGACUCGCCGAUGAUGGAUAUCAUGUGCCUGCGAUGUGGUGGGUCGAGAAGAACAAGGGUAUGGUUCGGCACACCAAUGGGUCAUGGUUAUUGAUGGAUCAUGAAAAUGAUGAUAAUGUUAGCACCUCCAAAUAA